UCCUGUAGCAGAGGGGAAAAGCGCCUUCUUGGAAAAGGGAACUGGACGGCUCCGGUGUAGAACUGCAAUCUCCUGGUGGGCAUGAAGUGCACAACAGGAAUCACGGAAUGUCGCGGUAACCGUGACACAUCCGUGUAAUCCAGUGGAGUCAUCCCAGCCCAAGUAACCACAGACAGCAUGCUGAGAGCUGAGAAUCCUCUGGGUCUCCCCAUCCCAACCACACACAGUGCCUAGUCUGACUGCUCAGCCUUCAACGUAUCCCUAAAAACUCAGCAAAAGACACAAAAAAGAAGACAAAUCCAAGCACCUUUUCCAGCUAAACAAGAACUGGACCCUUCCACAGCCGGAAAAGUUUCUUCUUCACUUAGAGACCUAAGGAGGAGGCAGAUUUCAUGGAAAUCAGAUCACUCCUCUGCUGCUUCAGGGUGGUCCUCCUGUGAGAAUGAAAUAUUUAUAAUUACAGCCAGAGGACAAAACAAGCGCAAACUUUGCUGAAAUCUCUCUCUGGCUUAAAGGGUUAAAAUCCCAGAAGGAUGUUUCAAACAAUUGGCAUAUCGAUCUAGAAGAUUAUUACAUCUUUUCUGACACUUUUUUAUCUAACCUUGGAUGUGUCAAUUUUUUUUUCUUUGAAACUCUUGGAAAACAUGGAAUUUUAAGAAACAUUUUGUCCUGAUGUAAAGAAGAAUUGGGCAGCGGAUGAUACUGGAGUCACAGCUGGAUUUUUUGGAGUUUAUUACAGGAGGUGAUAAUUGUCAGGAAUAAAUGUGCCACUGACUAAAGAUUGCUAACAUAAUGGCAUCCCGCCAGUGCCCGCCUGCGAUGUUCAAUUCCAUGAACCCUCCUAUGAACAAUUAUGUUGAACACUGCUACCUGAGGUCACCCAAUGUCAUGGCUGAAGGCAUGAAUGAUAUGCCCUACUGCCACCAGAAUAACCUCAUGACCAGCCAACAUGGGUUUAGUCUUGUUCAGACCAAUGAGCAAAUGCCUUCUGCAGAUGGGUCUCGUUUCUCUACCCCUAGAAAUUCAGUGAAGCUAAGCAAGAAAAGAGCGAUGUCUAUAUCUCCAUUAUCAGAUGCCAGUAUUGAUCUUCAGACCAUGAUCCGUACAUCCCCUAACUCCUUGGUGGCAUUCAUCAAUUCCAGAUGUUCCUCCGCCAAUGGGUCCUAUGGUCACUUGUCAAUAGGAACAAUCAGUCCUUCACUUGGUUACCCAAAUUGCCUAAAUCACCAGAGACCACAAGGGGCAUCUUAUGGAUCAAAUCCUUUAAUGUCUUACAAUUCACAUGAGCACUUGUCAAGUAGAGGAGUGGGUGUUCUGCAGUCUCGCUCCUCUAUCAAGCACUGUCAGCUGAAGUCAGAGCCACUAUCUAGCGCAGGAUUAGAAGCUAUGAAUACCAAACGUCUGGAAGAUGGGUCAGAGGGUGACAUCUCGAGUCCAGCUUCUGUUGGAACACAGGACCCUUUACUUGGUUUGUUGGAUGGACGGGAUGACUUGGAGAAAGAAGAUGGGAAACAUGAGCCAGAAACAGUUUAUGAGACAAACUGUCAUUGGGAAAGCUGCACGAAAGAGUUUGAUACCCAGGAACAUCUUGUUCAUCAUAUUAACAAUGAACAUAUACAUGGGGAGAAGAAAGAGUUUGUAUGUCACUGGCAGGACUGUUCUCGGGAGCUCCGACCAUUCAAGGCCCAAUAUAUGCUGGUUGUCCACAUGAGGAGACACACUGGGGAGAAACCUCACAAGUGCACAUUUGAGGGUUGCAACAAAGCUUACUCACGCCUUGAGAACCUGAAAACUCAUCUGCGGUCCCACACUGGUGAGAAGCCUUAUGUAUGUGAACAUGAAGGUUGUAACAAAGCCUUUUCUAAUGCAUCUGACCGAGCCAAGCAUCAGAAUCGUACUCACUCUAAUGAGAAACCCUAUGUAUGCAAGAUCCCUGGAUGUACCAAGAGAUACACAGAUCCCAGUUCUCUCAGAAAGCAUGUGAAGACAGUUCAUGGUCCGGAGGCUCACAUUACAAAGAAACACAGAGGGGAUGGUCAGCCUCGGAGUCAUGGACCCCAUGAAGGUGGCAUGACUCAAGGAAUUAAGUGUGAUAUCCAGCAAGACUUGGAAUCAAGCUCCUCUCAGCCCCGAAAAGAGGAGGGAAGACUGACUGUGCCAGACAUGUCCUUGAAGUCCCAAGCUAGCCCUGGUGGACAGUCAUCUUGCAGCAGUGAGAGGUCUCCAUUAGGUAGCACCAACAACAAUGACAGUGGAGUAGAAAUGAAUGCCAACACAGGAGGUAGUUUUGAGGACCUUUCCAACUUGGAUGAUAUUCCCUCAGUGGAGUCUAUUGGCACUGCAGGAGCUUCAGCUCUGAGAAAACUAGAGAACCUCAGAAUCGAUAAGAUCAACCAAAUGCGAAAAGCACCAUCUUCUGGAAAGUGUGUAAAACUUCCUGCUAUCCACAACACAGUUUCUCAGGGAGAAUUGCCCAGUAUGUGCAACCUGCCCCAUAAUAACAUCAUGGAGUUGACAUCUAGUGAACAUUUAAGUCAAAUGAAUGACAGACGUAACAGUACGACCAGUACAAUGAGCUCAGCUUAUACAGUGAGCCGAAGAUCUUCAGUGGUGUCACCAUAUCUUUCUAAUCAGAGGCCAGGUGAGCUCGGAAACAUGGUGGAUACAUAUGACCAAAGUACAUCUGAUGUUUUAAGACAUUCCAAUACCAAUGGUCUUCCAGGUCUUACUCCAGCUCAGCAAUAUAGGCUUAAGGCAAAGUAUGCUGCAGCUACUGGUGGACCUCCACCUACCCCUCUUCCUAAUAUGGAGAGAAUGAGUUCUAAUAAUCGCAUGACUUUCGCUGUCAGUGACUACCGUGGAUCAUCUUUAUCUUCAGCACAUUCUAAUUAUAUCCAAAGAAGACAUAGCAACAAUGAAUACCACAGUUAUGGUACAGGAAUAAUUCAUCCUUCUCAGGCACCAGGGGUUGGAAUAAGAAGGGCUAGUGAUCCUGCAAGACCUAGUGGAGAUCCUCAAGUAAUACCCAAAGUGCAGCGGUUCAAGAGUAUGUCAAAUAUGAACACAUCAAUGAUGGGACGACAGACUCUUGGACAUCAGCAACCAUAUGGAGGAUCUGAUGUGAAUUUACAAAGACAUAUCUUCUCACCCCGACCACCCAGCAUCAGUGAGAAUGUGUUCAUGGAGACAGCAAGCACAGAUUUAACAUCUCAACAUAAGGAACAGAGUAUGAUGGUUGGUAAUGAAAUGCAGCACUAUAUGAGCUAUCAAGGAUCUCAGAUGACCACCAAUAACCACAUGAAUUUUAACCACCAACUUCAUGGAUUAGACAUGCAAAAUCAUAAUGCAUACUCUAAUUCUCAGAGACCAUUAGGCAGUAUAAACAUGAAUACAAAUAACCAUUCCUGUCAGAGCAAUGUAUUAAGUCACUCAGAUUUAAACCAAUGUCAAAUGACAACUCACAAUCAGCCUUUCCAGAAUACAAGGCAAGUCACUCGAAACUUGAAUUUACCUGUGCAGUGGCAUGAAGUAAGCUCAGCAACCAUGGACAUGUCUGAUGGCCAAAGUGCAAACCACCAGGUGGCACCACCAAACAUGUCACCAGGGAGUCAUUGUCAUAACCAAUACCCAAGCCCAGCUUCUGAGACAACCAAACAGGUUUCCCUGGGAAACACUAAUUCUUGCCAACAACAGGGUAUGUAUGUAAAUAAUGAAAGGUAUAACCACUUGAGUCAGGUUCAGAUCAAACCAGAACAACAAUUUCAUCAGACGAUGCCCUCAAUGAUGUCAUGUCAGAACAUGAAGCAGCAUUCUAUGCAGCAGCAAGCCUACAACCAGCCAAACACUGUGGCUUUACCUCCUGGGAAUUCCAACUGUGAUUACCAAGGACAGCAAGAAAACAUACAAAACCUCUACAAUGUUGGCCUUAACCCUAACAUGCUAAGCCCUCAAGGACGAAGGUCACAGACACCGAUGAUGCAGGUCAAAGAAAUGAUGGUUAGAAAUUAUGUUCAGUCCCAACAAGCACUAAUGUGGGAGCAGCAGCCCAAAACUAUGCCAAUAGUAAACAGCACCGGGGAGGAUGUUGAUACUGGACAGAACCAGCACAAGAAUGCAACUCACGCACCAGCUUAUAUGAGCCCCAAAUAUAUUAAUUAUCAAAACAAGCAACCACAAAACAAAUUAUUGAGUCCAAACCCACAUGAUAACCAGUCAAGUCACUCUAAAGCCAUGAGGAGUCCAGGAAAUCAUAGUUUUAGCGUGGAUAUGAUGCCACAUCCUCCCUGUGGCCCAAAGCCUUUAAGUCGGCAGCACAGCAUGACUAGUCAGUCAACAUAUAUGGGCAGUCCUACUCAACUUAGUCCAUCUUACCAUUCUGCUGAAUCAAGCCCUAGGAGAAUGCCAAACCUGCCUCCUACUCACCAACAAUCUGACACAAAUGACUCCCCUGGCAUGAUGUAUUACUCAGGUCAAGUUGAAAUGCAUCAUGGGAAAACAGGAAGCCAAAAGCUUGGUACAACAUUAAAUCACCCCCAAAGCAGCUGUGAUGGACAUCAACAUGGACAGUACAAUUCUAACCUGGGAUACGUGAAGCCAGACACCAUGCCAUACAGUAGCUCAUGCCCAGCAUCUAAUCCCUUAGACAGUUUGGAUUUAGAAAACACUCAGAUUGAUUUUGCAGCCAUUAUAGAUGACACUGACCACACAUCUCUGAUGCCACAUAACUUGCCUCAAAGUGGUUUACCAGGAUCAUCUCAGCCUUCCUCCCAUCUGAGCACAUCACGCAAUCCAGCGGCCAUGGUUCCAAAUAUGGCCGUGUCAGACCUGAACUCUAUGCUGUCCUCCUUAGCAGGCGAAAAUAAGUUCCUUAACACUAUUUCCUGAGUGCUUUAGAGCUUUAGUAAUACAGACUUGUAUGACAACUGCCCUGAUCACACAUGGUGCAGCGCUUGCUCAUAAUCUUGUUCUCUUUUUUUUUUUUUUUUUAAAUGCUGGGACUUUAUAAUACAGUGUGCUUAAGAAAUGCAACUCUCGUUUUGCCGACACAUAAAAAUUCACUUGAUAUAUUUUUCAUUAAAACUUUCUAGAAAUGCUAGUUUUUUUUAUCAUGGACGUUUAGUGUGACAAAUUUGCACAUAUUCUAUGGCUAUUUUUGUAUUAUGACUGUACAAUAUAGGAUAGUCUUUUAUAACCAAUUUUUUAUUCACACAAUUCAUAACACUGCUGGCAGGUUUAGCAGAAAAAAUUCUAGUUUAAUAAGAUAGCAACACAUUUUUGCCUGAGGCUCUCCAGGUCUUACUUUAUCAGUGACAACCUGGUAGAUUAAAUUAAUUAGAGGGGUUCAGAAUAUCACACAUUGCCUUAAUAAAUAGCCUAAAAAAUUAUAGGUUAGAAAUAUUUGUGAGCAGAAAUAUUAUUAAAUUUAUGAGCCAAAGGUAUAAAAUUGGGGUUUAUAUAGAUUGUAGUAGAGGUCGUUUCACCUGGCUCCUGAUACUUAAGGAGGUACAAAAGCCCCACUACCAUAUAAGCGAGCAGCCUAUUGUUAAGGUUAGAGGACGGUUGGGAGGUACUAGUACAGAUGGCACAUCAGGAGCAACUACUGCUGACUACCAAAAAGAUGGAAUUUACCAACAAGCAUUUGCCUGUUCGCCGGCAGAUUCCGGUGCUUAAACAUCUUAUCCCCUAUCCAAAGGAUAGGGGAUAAGAUGCCUGAUCGCGGGAGUCCCGCCGCUGGGGACCGCCUAGAUCAUGCACGCGGCACCCCGUUUGUAAUCAGUCCCCGGAGCGUGUUCGCUCCGGGUCUGAUUACGGGCGACUACAGGGCAUGCGGCGUGUGACGUCACGCCUGCGCCGGCGUGUGACGUCAUGCUCCACCCCGCAAUGCAAGCCUACGGGAGGGGGCGUGAUAGCCACACGCCGCCCGCCCUGUAGUCGCCGGUAAUCAGUCCCGGAGCGAACACGCUCCGGGGACUGAUUAAAAACGGGGUUCCGCAUGCAUGAUCCCGGGGGUCCCCAGCGUCAGGCAUCGUUGGAUAGGGGAUAAGAUGUUUAAGCACCGGAGAACCCCUUUAAAUGGGCAAUAAUUCAGCUUUUAAUCACCCCAUGUAAGACUAUUUGUGAAUGUUAUAUAUAUAGUAAGGUAUGCCAUUUCCAAUAAGUCAAUCACUAUAAAUAAUUUACCACACUGAUCACUUCUAAGUGCCUUCAGAUAAAAAAACAAAAAAAACUUUCUUCUAUGGGAAGACUGGGUAGGGAGACAAGAACCAUCCCUAUAAAAAUAGAUGGGGUCCAUAGUAAAGUAAACAAACACCAUCUAAGUAUUCAAUUUUAACUCCUUUCUUGUAUAUCCAAAAACUAUGUAUUGGAGCCUUUUUAAAGUACCGUAUAUGCUAAAUAUACACUUUAGAUCUCUAAAAUUGCCAAAAAGCAAAGUUAUGCCUAUGGAUCAGCUCUCGAGUGUUUGUUUUUUUACUUCACAGUAUACACGUAUGUUUUGCAACAGAUGAAUCAGCUUUUCAAUGGGAUUGGAUAUUCAUAAGAGAACAACAAAUGCAUUCACUUUAAUCUUAACUUAUUAAGGACCUCGGUAGUAUCAUGGGUUCUGUAAAAAAUGGUAGGAUGAAUUUGAUGAAUAGUGAGAUAACCCAGAAAACUAUUAAACUACUAUGAAUCCAAAUCCUGGUCCUGUUUUUGGAAAAUUUCCUGGUUGAUUGAAAAGUCUGUGCCCGAAGGACAAAAAACUGUACUAUACAAUGCCAAAUAUUUGGUAUGUGUGCCCAUGAAAAAAAUGAAGUAAAAAAAUUGGAUUGAAUGUUGAUCAAUCUUGCUGAAUAAAAAUACAUAUAACAACUUAAAACCAAAGAACAUGUUUCCUACAAAAGCAAACACACAAAAAAGACUUGUCUUAUGUUACUGUAUGUUUUAUUGUACUGUAUUUUCAGAAAAAAAUAUGUAAAUCUAUAAUGUAGACAAUUUAAGUGACUAUUGAGGACACUCGAUAUUUCUAAUUUCAUAUUCAAAGGUUUUUUUUUCAAAGAAUGUCUUAUGUAAAAAAUAAAGCAAAAAUAUAUUUUUAACAGUUUGAGAAAAGGUUGUAAAUUCCUUGUCUGUUUUGUACAGUGUGUAUUUUUGUACUUGUAAAUUCAUUUUACUAGCCUUUUUC
Hyla sarda is the source of this 7162-nucleotide messenger RNA. It is a transcript of the gene GLI1, whose product is annotated as GLI family zinc finger 1. Lineage: Eukaryota; Metazoa; Chordata; Amphibia; Anura; Hylidae. The record is from RefSeq and is a predicted model, not a curated record. The coding region runs from base 793 to 4884 and encodes 1363 amino acids. Gene Ontology annotation, cellular component: nucleus. The transcript is spliced from 13 exons. Gene Ontology annotation, molecular function: DNA-binding transcription factor activity, RNA polymerase II-specific; RNA polymerase II cis-regulatory region sequence-specific DNA binding. Gene Ontology annotation, biological process: regulation of transcription by RNA polymerase II; smoothened signaling pathway.